AUGGAAGUUGACACUCCUUCAGAUAUUAAAAAUCAACCAACUAAUGAUGCUGACCAAGCAGACGAAGAUGAAGAAGAAGAUUUUCUCAUCAUGGCUGAUAUUGGACAUGAUAUUGAUCAACAAACUGUUCUCGAACAUGCUGUAAAAUCUGAAAUUCGAGCGAUUGAUAUCGAUGGUACUAAUCCAUUCAUUCAAAUCGGUCCAUAUACAUUUCAAGGUCAAUAUAAUUAUAUUCUUGGUACAAAUUUAUUUUUCAGUACAUCAUCAGCAACUAUAGAUGAUAAUGCAAGUACGAGUAGUCGAGUUGAAGAGGUAACAACAAAUAUUCCAAAUGCAAGCGAUUUAAAUUUAAUUGGAAUGGCUGAUAAAAAAUUAAACUUAUCACGUGUUUAUGUCUAUCCUAAGAAGGCAGAUGAUACUGAUAUUCAAUCGAAAUCUUGA
Messenger RNA from Rotaria socialis, 441 nucleotides. The record is from the annotation of a GenBank genome assembly. NCBI's taxonomy places the organism in Eukaryota, Metazoa, Rotifera, Eurotatoria, Philodinida, Philodinidae.